AUGGAAGCCACCAAGAAGGUGGGAGGCCCUGAUCCAUCGGGCCCCCAGGGCCACUACUUGGCCAGCAGCCAGCAGCUGGGGGGUGGCCUCACAGGGUCCCAGGGACCAUUGAUAAAUUCAGGAUCCUUGUACCUCAAGCAGGGGUUGUCAUUGUCCGAGGCCAUCAUCGAUGGGGCCUAUGACCCAGCCUCCCAGGCCCACAUGCCUGAACCCAUUCAACAGCUACUCCAGGAUCCUGCUCAGGUUAGCUCCCAACACGGCUGUGAGUGGGCCUCCCAGAAUGCCCGAAGACUCACCUCCACUAGCCAGUUUCCAAGCCCCAUUGUGGGAGCCCAACAGCGUCUCAUCAUGAAGAAUGUGACCCUGACCCUGCCACAGUGCAAGCACAGUGACAGCAUCAGUGACAUAGCCCAGCAUGGACCCUGCUGCCCCCAGCUUCAGGUACAGAUUAGGGGGAAGAGCAAGGCUCCAGCUAAAGUCCUGGUAGGCUGGGGCAAAGGCCCCUGCAGCCCCAACCAGAUGACCUCCUUGGGUUCCAGGAAGAUUCGGUGGCUAACCCACUUCCUCUCAGGAGAGAAUGGUGUAGCUGAAUCCCAAGGUCCUCUUCUAGCUCCAGUUCAGGCCCAAGGUCAGGGCCAGGACAAGUGCCCAUGUCCAGCUAAGGCUCCUGCCCUAGCUACAAUUUCUUCUUUUCUGUCACCGGCUCCUCCAACUCGAGCUCAGGAUACUUCUCCAGCUCUGGAUGCAACCCUAACACCUGCUGCAGUUGAACCUCACACCUGCACCCUUGACUGCCUGACUGACACCACUGCAGUUACCAAGGGCCUAUCUCAAGACCUCCUCCUCAGGAGGUAUGGCAACCAAUGGUCAAUCCUCCUGGAGUCUUCUAAAAUGGUCACAUCCUGCCAGGACAAAAUGAAUUCCAGCUCUAAAGAGGAGCCUCCCAACCCAGUGCCUACUCCAGAAAAGUCCCCACGCCAUGCCCAGGAGAAUGAGGUUGCCAGAAGGCAGAUGCUACCAGAGCAGCCCGAGAACCCAGCAGAGAAACCCCCUUUCUACACCUCCAUGCCAAGUAGCCCAACACUAGGCCUAGAGGCCCCAGGUACUCCCAAGUCCCAAAGGAGUAACCCAGAGGAAAUCUAUAGCUCUCAGCCAGACAAGCAGCCCCUAAAUGUCUGCAACACUACCUGCUCCAAUGUACCACUGUCUGCCUACCAAGUAACCUGCCACAAGCUGUCACCAUUCCAGUCUCCCUGGGAUGCCAUGCAGAUCACCUCCUCCAGUGCCCCUACCUGCCACCUCCGGGAAGACAGAGAAGACCACGUGCUGGUGUUUGACAUGGCCACAUGCAACACCAGGAUGGGGCUGUUGUGCCAUGACCCUAAGGGCUCACGGGCAGAGCUGGUGGGCUUAAUGCCCAGCCACCCAUCUAUCUAUGUCCCUGAAAAUAUGCUGUCCACCCAGCCUUUGGCCAAGCCCAUUCUCUCCCCUGACAGUGAUUACUCCAGCUUCUGGUCCACCACACCCAUGCUGUCCAGCCCUAUGCCCUCCAGCCUUUCAUCUGGCAGCCACCGAGAGGUAGCCCUGGUACCCAAGGAGAGCAGGCUCAACCUAGAGUCACAGGACUCCCCUGUUACUGAGACACCCAUAAGCGUUGGAGUGCUCACUGGGCCUGUUCCACUCGGGAUGCCCCUCCAAUUUGGUGAGAGGAUACUGACCCAUGUCCCUGGUCCCAGCUGGUCCAAACCUGAUGCUGAAAAAAAUGAAACUAGUCACACCAUCUGGAUGCUGGACUCCUCCAGGAUGCCAGAUACUUCCACAGUCCAGACCAAGAAACUGCAGUGGAUAAACUCAGAGCCUGUUUCACCAGCCAAUACCCAGCAGGUGCCCAGAUCCCUGCUUCAGGAGGACAUAGGCAGACACAACUGGAAAGAGGUCAUUACUACUCACUCUGAUAACCCUUCGGUUGAAGAUACUAGCAAGGCCCCCCUCGCUGGUCAGACCUUCCUUAUGGAUCUGCCCCCUCUCAAUGGGCAGACCCCUCUUACCAGGCAGAUUUCCCUCAGUGGGCAGUCACCCCUCACUGGGAAGCCCCACUUUUCCAAAGAACCUCCCAUCACCAAAGAGCCCACCCUCUCAAGAGGCCCCCCUACCAUCAAAGAGCUUUGCCAAGCCUCUACCCAGGAAGGUGAAUCUUUGGGCCUGCCUUCCAAUGUGGGGGUACUUCGGGUACCCCUGGUUCCCAAGGAAACCUGUAUGUAUAUGAGUAGAGACAAGGUCAGCAUCAGUAGUGCUCAAAGCGCCAGCUUGCAUCAGCUCUCAUCCUGGCAACUUGGCAGCUCCCCCAGAGCCCAGGAGGAGCAGUUUUCCUUGAUCACAUUUACCACACCUAGCACUGGCUGCAAGGUCUUGCCCAGGGCCACGGGGAGUACUGAGCCCCAGAACGCUCGGUUCAAGCUGAAAGCCGAGGACAUAACACACUCCUCAGUGGUUGCGCACCGCGGAGCCUGCUGUGAGUUGAUGUCCACCGCGGAUGCUCUGCCAGUGCCGCCACCAGUGCUCUGUCGCUACUCACUGGGCCCCUACCAGGACAUGGCAGCAGUGGUGAUUGAUACAGGAACAGGAUUCACCAAAUGUGGACUGGCUGGAGAGGACCAUGUCCUCAGUGUGGUACCCUCACAAGUCCAGCUGCUACAGCACCCAGCCCAGGACCAGCCUCCGUAUGCAGUGCCUGAAAGUCGAGAGGGCUCUUACUCUGUGCUGAACCGAGGUGUGGUCUCCGACUGGGAUGCACUAGAAGUGCUGUGGCAGCACCUGUUCUACUGUAGGCUGGGCGUGAAGACUGAGGACCUGGCUGUGCUAGUGGCCGACUCACCCAUCUCACCGCGCACCAACAGAGAAAAGGUGGCUGAAAUACUCUUUGAACAUUUUCAUGUGCCAGCCAUGCAGACAGUGCACCAGGCCCUGCUGGCGCUCUAUGCUUAUGGGCGUACCACUGGGCUGGUGCUAGGCAGUGGCCAUGGCACCUCCUAUGUGGCGCCCAUCCUCACUGGUAACCUGGCCCCACUUGACACCUACCGGCUGGAUGUGGCCGGUGCUGACCUCACCAAACACCUGGCUCAGCUGCUGCAGGCAAGUGGCCACUCACUGCCCAAGGUAGGGCUGGUCAACCAGAUUAAAGAGGCCUGUUGCUAUGUGGCCAUGGACAUGGCAGCCGAGAUGGCCCACACCCAGGCCAAGGCCCAGGUGGACUUUGUGCUCCCAGAUAAGCAGGUUAUCACACUGGGCUCUGAGCGCUUCUGCUGCCCUGAGGCCCUCUUCCAGCCCACUCUGCUAGGUGUCAACCAACCAGGCCUCUCACAGCUGGCCCUCUUAAGCAUCAGCCGGCUCGAGGCUAAGCAACAAGAGCAGCUGCUGGCCAAUGUAGUGCUGGAUGGUGGCAGCACCCUGGUGAGUGGCUUCCCUGAGCGCCUGAGACAGGAGCUAGGCUCUGGUGCCACUGUGCUGGGUUCUCCCCACCGUGCAGUUGCUGCCUGGCUUGGGGGCUCCAUCAUGGCAUCCCGGGACUCCUUCCAGAGCCUGUGGCUCAGCCGCCAUGAGUAUGAGGAGGAGGGCCCAUGGGCUAUCUAUAAGUACCAGCUGUGA
This is a messenger RNA of Galeopterus variegatus (Sunda flying lemur), 3645 nucleotides long. RefSeq lists its product as uncharacterized. The record is from RefSeq and is a predicted model, not a curated record. The coding region runs from base 1 to 3645 and encodes 1214 amino acids. Lineage: Eukaryota; Metazoa; Chordata; Mammalia; Dermoptera; Cynocephalidae. The transcript has a single exon.